Messenger RNA from Agrilus planipennis (emerald ash borer), 1325 nucleotides. RefSeq names its product transcription initiation factor IIA subunit 1. NCBI's taxonomy places the organism in Eukaryota, Metazoa, Arthropoda, Insecta, Coleoptera, Buprestidae. The record is from RefSeq and is a predicted model, not a curated record. The transcript is spliced from 5 exons. Gene Ontology annotation, biological process: transcription by RNA polymerase II; transcription initiation at RNA polymerase II promoter. Bases 140 to 1159 code for a protein of 339 amino acids. Gene Ontology annotation, cellular component: transcription factor TFIIA complex.
ACAGUUUCGAUACCUCAGGAGUGCUCAUUAUAUGUUGUGGAUAUAGAAAUAGAUAAGAUGUUUACGAUUUAUAAAUUCUCAACUAGAAUUUGAAAAUUAUAACAGCUUGUACUGAGUGAGGACAUUAAAACAACUCGAAAUGGCGUCUUCUUUAUGCAAAACCACAGUGGUACGCAUUUAUCAAGAUGUUAUUGAAGACGUUAUCGCUGGGGUACGUGAGUUGUUUUUGGAAGAUGGUGUUGAUGAACAUAUUCUUCAGGAAUUAAAACAAACCUGGGAGGCAAAACUAAUGGCAAGUAAGGCUGUUGAAAAUCAUCAGAAUGAAGAUAAAUCAGGUGUUAAAUUACCUGGUGAUGCUGCAAAUGGUACAAAUGGCUUCCCAAAGCCCCAGCAACAAACCCAAGUACUGAAACAAGUUGUGGGGCAAGUGCCUCCAAAUAAUCACAUGCAAACUGCAAUACCACAAGUUAUUGAUAAUAAAAUGGUUCCCAUUCAAAUAACAUUACCUGUUCAAGCUGGUUCAGACGCAGGUCGAAUUUUGACAAUACAAGUUCCUGCAGCUGCACUUCAAAACAAUCAGCUUCAAAAAAUAUUAACUGGACCUGUCUUAACAGCUACAAUGAAUUUACCUCAACCAUUAGCAUCUACAUUACUUCAGCAACAUGUUAAUGCAGCUUUCAGCAGUCAGCAGCAAUCAAUGAAUAUUGGUAGUGUGGUUAAUAAAUCUGUGAUACAAACUGAUGGAGCAAGUAAUUCUGACGAAGAAGAAUCUACUUUGCCCAGCUGUAGCUCAGAACCAACAAGAAUGUGUACAAGAAUUCCUAAUGCUGCUCAAUUAGAUGGUCCUGCUGAUACAUCUGAUGAUGAUGAAGAUGGAUCUGAUGAAGAAGAUGCUUCAGAAGAUGUUGAUGAGGACAGAGAUGAAGAAGAUCAAGACUUGGAUGAAGGAGGGCCAGAAGAAGAACCACUUAACUCAGAAGAUGAUGUUACCGAUGAAGAUCCUUCAGAUCUCUUUGACACUGAGAAUGUUGUUGUGUGUCAAUAUGACAAGAUAACUAGAAGUCGAAAUAAAUGGAAGUUCCAUUUGAAAGACGGAAUAAUGAAUCUAAACGGCGAAGAUUACGUUUUUCAAAAAGCAAACGGUGAUGCCGAAUGGUAGCUCUAUUUCAUUUAAUAAAUAAAAUAUGUUGUAAUUUUAUAAAUACAGUUAAGGUACAACUAGCUAAUUUAUGUUGUUCCUUUUAAUUUGCAGUAGUGAUUUCUAUGCUUCAGUUAAUUAUUAAUGUGGAAGAUUGUGUUUUAUAGUAAAACCGAUUUAAAUUGUU